Molecule: messenger RNA, 1383 nt
Organism: Durusdinium trenchii
Lineage: Eukaryota; Dinophyceae; Suessiales; Symbiodiniaceae
Source: the annotation of a GenBank genome assembly
AUGAGGGACUGGUUGAACGUCUCCUGGAGCUCAGAUCAAGCUCUGGGCUCCAUCAUAUCCUGGAGCGCAGAUGCAACGCUGUUUAGAUCAGGUCGCCUCAUCAUCUUGAUAUUGCAUGCAUUGGGUUUGUUUGGGAUAGGACCCAUCGUUUGGGCUUGGGGCCGCCGCCCGGACGAGAAACCCUUGCAUUCGAUCGCUCAAGCUUUGGACAAGACAAGCCAGAGCAAAGAAAGAGAAUGGAAAGAGAAGCUCCUUAGGACAGAUAAGGAACUGAAGGAUUGCAAGGAGAAGCUCAAGAAUCGGGAGGAUGAGCUGAAAGUCCUGCAAGAGAACGAGAAUCGAGCACAGAAGAUGAACGAAGAAUUGAACGAACGAAAGCAGCAGCUUGAAAAAGAACUUGCAGCUCGCAAAGAAGAUAUCAUCAAUCAAACGUAUGCUCUCAUGGAACUGGAGGACAAGCUUUUCAAACAAGACACUGAAGCCCGUGCAGCAGAUCGCAAUCAUAAGAAAUUGAAAAAAGACUUUGACGCAACCGCGACGGACCUUAAGCACAAGCGCAGAAGCUUGUUGGAAGUCGACAAGGAACGUGAACGUUUGAGUGGUGCUCUGACUGAAGAGGAAGGGAACAGAGAGAAGCUCCAAAGAGAGCUGAACAAAGCAAAGGAUCAGAAAAGAAAGAUGGACAGGACUAUCAGUGACUUGAAAAAGCAAAAGGAGGACCUUGAAGAGGAGCUGGAUGAGAAAGACAAAGAGCUACAUCGCAAAAGUGAACGGCUAGACAGCAAGCAACAGGAAUGCGAGGCACGAACAGAGGAAGCAGCACAGUUAAGACAACAAAAAGAAUCUGCAGAGGAGGCUGCGCAGGAGCUGAAAGAUAAGAAAAGUCAGGUUGAAAAACAGAGAGAUUUGUUGGAGAUUAAAUAUGCAAGGCUUGAGGAGAAAGAGAUGAAUGCCAGAUCUGAACUCAAAGAUUUUGAGAAAAGAAUUGAGCGUGUCGAACAGAGAUUGGCCCAAGAGAAGAACACCCUCAAAGAGAAAGAAAAAACGCUUACUUCUGAAAAGCAGUCCUUGGAGCAAAGGGUGCAGGAAUUGGAACCCAAAGCACAGAAGAAGGAUGCGCUUGAGAAGGUUCUUCAACGGCAGAAUGAUGAGUUAGAAAAGGUUCGAACUGCCUUGCACCAUGAGCAAAGCACGGCUGAAGAGCGCAAACGGAAAAUCGGAGAGCUCAAGGGUGCGCUUGAGGCUGAACGUCUCAAGAGCCAGCGCUACAUGCAACAAAGAAAUAUAGCUUGUGGGCAGGGCAGUACCAGCAGGACAACAGAUCCGGAGACACGGCGAUGGCCUUUGAAAACUCUUCGAGCAUGCCGCAUGUGGACUGGUUAA